GUUGCCGGAAGGGGUUGCGCGGACUGGCCGUGCAGGUCCGCGGCCGCUUCCGCCGCGCGCGGUGGAGGCGGAGCGGUAACGGUCGGGGGUCACGGCGCCGUGGUGUGGCUUGUUGAAUUGAACAGCAGUUACAAUGGGAGAUGCUGUGAAACCUUCCUUUGCCAAACGAAAUAAGGAACGAGGAAUCUCAAAUGAAGAUGAGUUAAGGAGAAACCCUGUACAACAGGACUUCCAAGUCAUGGAUGAUUAUGGAAAUAACCAUGGCAACAAAACCGAAAUGGGCUUUCAGAAGAAAAAGGGACCACCUCUUCAUUAUGGAAACAGUCCCCGAAAAGGAGCACACAGUGUUUUGAGUAGCCCAAAUUCAUUUAAAAGUUUGGGGCAUAGUCAAGGGGCAAAGUUAAAUGAUGCUCAAAAAGACCAGAUUAAGAAGUGGAUAUCUGAUGACCAUCGUGGUACUUCAGAGAACUGGAGAGAGUACAAAUCUACAGUCCGGAUUCCCAUGCUCAAUAGGACAAGAAAAGACUCUUUUCAGGAGGUUGAAGGUACAGGAAGCAGGAGUGUAAGAAGACAACAGCAGAAAGACUUGACAGGUGAAGAAAUAUCAGACGUACAAAAGGGAAAUUCUGAAAUGAAGAAACAUAGGAAACCAAGGAGAUCAAGAAGAACUACUAGAAAAGAAGACUAUGAGCAAGAUGAAGAUAUGGAAGGUCCUGUCAUAGAUGAAUCUGUGCUGUCAGUAAAAGAACGACUAGGGUUGCAGCAGGCUGAAGAACGAUUAAAACGAGACUGCAUUUACAGGCUAAAGAAGCGACCUCGAAACUAUCCAGCAGCCAAGUAUACCUGCAAAUUGUGUGAUGCUUUGAUUGAGUCUGUGGCAUUUGCUCAUAAGCACAUUAAAGAGAAAAGGCACAAGAAAAACAUGGAGGAAAAACAAGAAGAGCAGCUGCUGACUACCCUACCUCCACCAACACCUUCCCAGAUACAAGCAAUUGGUGUUGCCAUUGGAAAUGUUGUGCAAGAAUUUGGCUUAAAUAAUGAAGAUCUGGAGCAAAGGUCCAAAAUUAAUAUAAUGAUGGAAACCUUACUACAUCAAAAAUUGCCAGAAUGCUCAUUAAGGCUGUAUGGUUCUUCAGGUAGCAGAUUUGGUUUCAAAAAUUCUGACAUAAACAUUGAUAUCCAGUUUCCAGCCAGUAUGGCUCAACCAGAUGUUCUCUUAGUUGUACAGGAAAGUCUGAAAAACAGUGAAUCUUUUAUUGAUGUUGAUGCAGAUUUCCAUGCUAGAGUACCAGUGGUGGUGUGCAAAGAAAAGCAAAGUGGCCUUGUCUGUAAAAUAAGUGCAGGGAAUGAAAAUGCCCAUCUUACAACAAACCACUUGGCAACGCUUGGAAAACUAGAACCUACACUUGUACCACUAGUUAUUGCCUUCAGGUACUGGGCAAAGCUGUGUUGUGUUGAUCGUCCUGAAGAAGGAGGCUUGCCACCUUAUGUAUUUGCUUUAAUGGUGAUUUUCUUUCUACAGCAGAGGAAAGAACCACUUCUCCCUGUUUAUUUUGGAUCAUGGAUAGGAGGAUUCUCACUAAACAAGUUAAUGAUCUUUAACCUUAAAAAGGUUGAGAAUUAUAUUGUGGUCUGGGAACAGAAUCCUGUGGAUGAUUCUGCCUCUCCAAAAGAAGCUUCUCCUAAAAAGGGCAAGGUUCCCUUGGUUUUUGAUUUGGGACAUCAGUGUUCAGCACCAAUUGGGCAGCUCUGGGUAGAACUGUUUCGUUUCUAUGCUUUGGAGUUUAACUUGGCUGAUUUGGUUAUUAGUAUACGACUCAAAGAAGCAGUGUCUCGUGAAUCAAAGGACUGGCCUAAAAAGCGUAUUGCUGUAGAAGACCCUUACUCAGUAAAAAGGAACGUGGCAAGAACUCUGAACAGUCAGCUAGUUUAUGAAUAUAUCCUUCAUUGCUUAAGGGCAACUUACAAAUAUUUUGCCUUGCCUCACAAAAAGUCUUCAUCAUCCAGCAAGAAAACCCCUCUUAAUGCCAAUACAGAAAUAUCACGAAAGUUAAAACCUGAAAAGAAUGCCAUAAUGCAUGACACUGCUAAUGUGCAAAACUUAAGUGAUAAAACAGAGAAAGUGUUGGCAGGUGACUAUAUUAAUAACACAAAUGUAUGUUCAGACAUCCCUCAGGCUCAUACGAUCGAUCCCUCAAAGCUGUUUGAUGGCUCCGAAAGCCUUACAGAAGAAGAAUUGGCAGAAGAUAUAGGACAUUUGGAAAUUACCCAGGAAGAUUCAGAUUGUGUAAUUGAAGAGAUUAUUUCUGGUGAUAAUGAGGACUUUAAACCAAGCUGUGAAGAGACAGAAAGUGGAAAUGAAGAGGAGGAUGAGGAAGAGGAAGAACACGAACAAGAGAGAAAAUGGCCAAACAGUUUGGUAGCUGUUAAUCAGGAUUUGGAUGAAGACAGUGAAAAUGGAGAUCUCCCUAUUACAGCAAAUGAGCGUGAUAUUGAAACAUGCAAUAUUUCAGACGUGGAAGGCUUUCAAAACACGGCAGUUACAGAGAGUGAUGAAUAUGGCUUAAAGUGCAGUGGGAUACUGGAUGAGAAGGCUGAUAUUGAUGAGGAGAGCACAGAAGGUACUGAUGAGCUAGAUGAAUCUCUGAACAAAUUUGCACCUUCAGUACAGGACCAGAUAUCUGAAAUCAAUAAUUCAGAUGAUGAGGAUGAAGAGGAAGAACAAAGUCUUGUCUUAAACCAGACAAAAUGCGGUGAUAUUUUGACUGUGGAAGGUGAGCUGGACAACACGUACGCUGGAUCUGGAGAUGAAGAAGCAUUAUCUGAGGAAGAGGAAGAAUUGUCCAUCCCUGUUAAAUAUGAAGACAAACAGUUGGAAGAAAAUGUAGAAGAAUCCCUCUUGGUAGAUUUGAGUAAAGAGGAUAUUACUGAAAAAGGAAGUACUUAUGAAGGAAGCACAACAGUAGAACAACUUAUCGAAUCUGAGUUCUUUUAUGAAUUUAAUAGACUUAUUUUUACAAAGGGCAAGUCUCCUACAGUGGUAUGUAGCUUAUGUAAACGGGAAGGUCAUCUAAAGAGAGAUUGUCCAGAAGACUUCAAAAAAAUUGAACUUGACCCUUUGCCAGCAUUGACGCCCAAGUUUUCAAAUAUUUUAGAUCAAGUUUGCAUCCAGUGUUACCAGGAUUUUGCUCCAAAUAUUAUAGAGGAUCAGGCUCGUGAACACAUACGUCAAAACCUGGAAAGCUUCAUCCGAAAAGAGUUUUCAGGAACAAGGCUGAACUUGUUUGGCUCCUCAAAAAAUGGUUUUGGCUUCAAGCAAAGUGACCUAGAUAUCUGUAUGACAAUUGAUGGACGGGAAACUGCUGAGGGGCUUGAUUGCAUAAGAAUUAUUGAAGAAUUAGCAAAAGUACUCAAGAAACAGUCAGGUCUAAGAAAUGUCUUGCCCAUAACAACUGCUAAAGUCCCAAUUGUCAAAUUUAUCCAUGCCAGAAGUGGUCUUGAAGUAGACAUCAGUUUAUAUAACACGCUAGCCCUGCAUAACACAAGACUCUUGUCAUCUUACGCAGCCAUUGAUCCUAGAGUGAAAUAUCUGUGUUAUACAAUGAAAGUCUUUACAAAGAUGUGUGACAUCGGAGAUGCAUCUAGAGGUAGCCUUUCUUCCUAUGCAUAUACUCUUAUGGUGCUUUAUUUUCUUCAGCAAAGAAAUCCACCAGUUAUUCCUGUUCUUCAAGAGAUCUACAGUGAACCAAAGAAGCCUGAAAUUUUAGUUGAUGGUUGGAAUGUAUAUUUCUUUGACAGAAUAGAAGAAUUGCCAGCUGUUUGGCCAGACUAUCAUAAAAAUACUGAAUCUGUUGGACAGCUAUGGCUGGGACUUCUCCGUUUCUACACAGAAGAAUUUGAUUUCAAAGAACAUGUUAUCUGCAUUAGGAGAAAAAGUCUACUUACAACCUUCAAGAAGCAGUGGACCUCCAAAUACAUUGUCAUUGAAGAUCCCUUCGAUUUGAACCACAAUCUUGGAGCCGGAUUAUCAAGAAAAAUGACAAAUUUUAUAAUGAAGGCCUUUAUCAAUGGCAGAAGGGUAUUUGGUACCCCAAUCAAAGGAUUUCCUAAAGAAUAUCCAUCAAAGAUGGAAUACUUCUUUGACCCAGAGGUACUGACAGAAGGAGAACUGGCCCCAAAUGAUAGGUGCUGCAGAAUUUGUGGUAAAAUUGGGCAUUUCAUGAAAGACUGCCCCAUGCGAAGAAAAGUGAGACGGCUACAUGAUCACGAAGAUAUCAGAAACCAAAGGUACCCAGAAAAUAAAGAGAAAAGAAGUAAAGAGGACAAAGAACUACAAAAUAAAACCACAGAAAAAGACACCUCAGUCAAAGAGGGAAAGAUGCAAUUAGGUGCAUCUCAGAAAAACAAACUAGGGAAGGGAACAGUGGAAAUGGGAAAAGAUAAGAACCCCAGGCAGUCAGCAGAGAAAUGGAAACGGCAGGAGGACAGAGACUUAAGAGAAAAACGUUGCUUCAUCUGUGGAAAAGAAGGACACAUUAAAAAAGAAUGCCCACACUAUAAAGGACCCGCAGGUUGUUCAAAGUCAGAAGUUUUGUGUGGAUCCCCUUCUUCACCUGGUGCUGUUAAACAUGCUGGUAGACUAAAUCAGGGAAUGCUUUUACAUGAAGAAAAAAAGAAACAAAAAGGAAAAGUGUUUUUGAGUCCCCAGUCAGGCAGUCUUUCCAAUAAAUAUAUGACUCAGGGAAAAGCCUCACAGAAGAGGACCCAACAAGAAUCAUGAGGGACCGAAGCUCAUAACAUGCAAUACAGACCGUCCAUGCACUCAAAUUAGGUUUAUUUUGGCUAAACCAUCUGGAUUCACAGGACAGCAGCACAAAGCUAUCUUCAACUUCAGUUAAAAAAAACUUCAAUAUUUUAUUUUAGAUUGCUAAAAGGCAAAGCAGCUAUGGAUUUUAAUGCAGUCCUCCAACCACGGACUCCUGAUCUUAAAAGAUUAUUUGAGUAUUUUAAUAGAAAGCCAUGGUGUUUAUAUUCGUUUACUAGGUAAAACUGGUAGAUAAGGGCAGGUACUCAAAAUGGACCAUUUUCAAGGUUUUAUCAUUCAACCUGGCCCUAAAUGCACUAAAAUUGUGUGCAAGCCAAAUAUAAUGUUAUAUUUUUCUUCAAAAAAUAAUUUUUUUUGAAGGAGGAAAUGAUAUUUAUUAAUGUUGAUUGUUUACUGAAUCCUUGUGUAAAAGUGUUUGAAAUGUUUGUGGACUACUGCUGUGUUUGCAAACAUUUUUUUUUUCCUGUGGAGAACUGAAAACAUGGACAUUUAGUAAACUUUUAUGUAAAACCUCUGUGGACAAGCAGUGCCAUUGAGUUUGGGUUUUUCCCCUCCUCUGUGAUUUUAAGAGAGUUAAUUUGCUGCUGUGCUUGUGUACAGAAAAAGACUGAGAAGCAGGUUAGUCCUGUUUAAUGCUGCUAAGAAUUUUCUCAUGGCCUUCAAAACGCAACAGACAAAAUUGCUUUAAGGGAAAAAAUAAGUUAUAUUCAACAAUUUAGGGUAAAUGCAUUUCUUUUUACAAAAAAAUAAAAAAGAAGAGGAUCCGUCUGCCAGUCAAGGAUGUAAUUAGUGUCGUCAUCUCAAGUUUUUUCUCAAAGUCCUUCUGGAGUUGGUACUGUACCAUCAAACCCUGUUCAGGAAAAUAACCAAUCCAUGGUAAAAAAUGAAACCACUGUUAUUUAUGACUUUGAAAUAAAAAACCAAAAGUUCAAACUUUAGAUUAUCUACCUCUCUUCUUACACUGUACUUACAAUUCCCUGUAUUUUUGCUACAAGUACAAAAUUGAAUAGGAGCAUAGGAGAAUGUAAUUCUGCUAUGGCUGUUUGUUUAAAUAAUGUUAUAUUUAAGAUAAAUAGUUUUUCAGUUAAUCUUAAGAUUUUUCAAGGGACCUAAGAGAUUUGAGCACCCAACUUCUAUGGCGUUUCAAACUCCCUUACGCCCUUUUGAAAAUUCUAGCUGUAAUAUACUCUGAAAUUCAUUACUUCACAUGCUUUUUUAUCUCUCUACCAUGCAUCAAGUUAAACCUUACCCAGAGACUAACAGAAAAUAAAUGCAGAGAAAUCAUCUGACUUGGAUGGUAUGGUAUUUAUCGAGGUCACUUCAGCAUUGUAUCUUAAGGUACAUUUUACUUACUGUAAAACUAAAUGUAAAAAUCAUUCAGUUCUUCUCUCAGAAGCAGACUACUUAUGACUCUGAACGUGCUGUUUACUGACAGCAGUGUAUAAAAGGUGGUCUUGCUUUGUAUAUAUGCUUCUUUAAUUCUGCCUUUUAAAGGUUUUUUUGGUAUGUGGAUAGCAGUAAAGGAGAAAAACUUAUGGGGAGGGAGCAGAAUCACAUCUGAAGUAGCACAUCUCCCCAUAUAUCAAGGAUAUUCAGAAAAUUUAAUUCUGCUUGCUGUUAGUUUACCCUCUUCUUCCUAGCACCUUUUGCCAAGAAGCAUUCAAGUGUGAAGCCUUCCUCAUGACAACUGCCAUCAUGUGAAGGCUUUUUCUAUGGAUCCACCUUUUGCUUUUCUAAAGUUAUUUCCCAAGCCAACUCAUUUUUGCUCUUCUCCUUCCUGAUAAAUCAAUAAAUACAGAAUACUCCCAUAACCAUCAAACUAAAACCCUAAACCUGGGUGGUGUAUCACAAGUACUGUAUGUAUGCCAUAAGGCUGGGACUGAGUUAAUACACUGAUGUGAUUGGCUGUAGUGGAGGAAUAUGGUGACUUAAAUUGGAUGUACGUCUGUUGGAUUAAUGUAUUAUUAUAGUUUUAUUUAUUGUUAGAGAUUUAAGGAAAGGAGUAAAGUGUACAUCUUUUAAUUUUUUUAAGGUAUAACUUUAAAGCUACUGCUGAAAAUUAAAGUAGAAGAAUUGUGAGUUA
Messenger RNA from Alligator mississippiensis (American alligator), 6908 nucleotides. RefSeq names its product terminal uridylyl transferase 7 (gene TUT7). The record is from RefSeq and is a predicted model, not a curated record. NCBI's taxonomy places the organism in Eukaryota, Metazoa, Chordata, Crocodylia, Alligatoridae. The coding region runs from base 134 to 4780 and encodes 1548 amino acids. The transcript is spliced from 29 exons. Gene Ontology annotation, molecular function: zinc ion binding; RNA uridylyltransferase activity; nucleic acid binding.